Cuscuta europaea is the source of this 404-nucleotide messenger RNA. Lineage: Eukaryota; Viridiplantae; Streptophyta; Magnoliopsida; Solanales; Convolvulaceae. The record is from the annotation of a GenBank genome assembly.
GUUCAAUUCCACAUAUAUAGAAGAUGCCAGUGUUGAAAGAGGACAACUUGUUUAAUCAAGAACAAAUAAUUGAGGAAUUUGAGUUGUUGACAAAGGAUAGCGGAAAAGUACAAGAGGAUAUUCUAAGGAGGUUUCUUGAAGAGAACAAGGAGACUGAAUAUCUAUGGAAAAAAUGUGGACUUAAUGGAAGAACAGACCCUAAGAGCUUCAAGGACUGUGUUCCUCUGGUCGUUCACAAAGAUUUGGAGCCUUACAUUCAGAGGAUUGCUAAUGGUGAUUCUUCUCCAAUCCUCACUUCAAAACCUAUUUCCGCCUUGUCAAAGAGCUCGGGGACUACUCAAGGGAAGCCAAAAUAUAUUCCAUUCACGGAUGACAUGUUUAAUUCUUCACUAUUUGUAUUCAGG